AUGUUUGAGUCCCUUGUAGCUACAAUUCUUAAUAGAUUUUUAGGAUCGUAUAUCGAAGAUUUUGAUCCUAAGCAACUUAAUAUCGGGAUAUGGAGUGGGGAUGUUAAAUUGAAAAACCUUCGCUUGAAGAAGGAAUCCUUGGAUGAAUUGAAAUUACCACUAGAUGUAAAAUUUGGCCAUUUGGGUGAAUUGACACUUCAAAUCCCAUGGUCUAACUUAAAAGGUCAACCUGUUAAGGUCAUUAUUGAAGAUGUUUACUUGUUAGCCAGUCCUAUAAUAUUAGAGGAUUUUGACUUGGAAGAAGAUAUGAAGAAAGAAUUGAAUGUAAAGAAAGAAAAGUUGAAACAAUUGGAAGCAAUUGAAAAGGCGCAAAAUCAAAAUGAAUCCCUAACUUCUGAUUUGAAGAACAAUGAAACAUUCACGGAGAACUUGAUUACUAAAAUCGUGGAUAAUUUGCAAGUAACUAUUAGAAACAUCCAUGUAAGAUAUGAAGAUGAUUCGGUUUUAACUGAAUUACCAUAUUCAAUUGGCUUGACUUUAGAUGAAUUGAGUGCUGUUUCCACGGAUAACUCCUGGUUGCCUAGUUUUAUUUCCAUUACCCAGGCCCUUACUCACAAAUUAUUGACUUUAAAAAGUUUAAGUGUUUAUAUGAAUACUGAUUCUACCAGCAUAUAUCAUGAAGACUCGGAAAAAUUGUUGAAGGAGUUCUCAGAAUACGUGGAAAAGAGUAACAAUCAAGAGAAACUAGACUUACAGUACUUACUUAGGCCAGUAACUGGUAAGGGUAGACUUACAGUAAACAAGCAUGGUGCUACUGAAUCAUCACCCCAUAUCAAGGCUGAGCUCUUUUUUGAAGAGUUUGGAGUAGAUUUAGAUUCGCAGCAGUAUAAAGAUAUAUUAUGGACUGCUUCUAAAUUCCAUUGGUAUAUGAAAACUUAUAAAUUUAGACGUCUAAGACCAAAGAUACCAGUUUCCGAAGAUCCAAAACGUUGGUUCAAAUAUGCAGCGGAACUGAUCCUUAAUGAAAUCCAUGAAAGAAAUUACAAAUGGACUUGGGAAUAUUUCGAAAAAAGACGAGAUCAAAGAAAGGAGUAUGUUUCACUCUGGAAGUUACAUCUCUUAGGGAAUGUAUUGACCGCAGAACAGAAUGAAAGACUUGAAUCCUUACUUAAAGAAUUGACGUUCGAAGAUAUUAAACUCUAUAGAUCUCUUGCAAGUAACGAGGUUAGGAAGGAAAAUUUAGCUAUCAAAAAAGCUGCAACACAUGCUCCUGCCAAAGAGGGUUGGCUCUCGGGUUGGUGGAGAGCUGCUCCCACCGCAGACGGAUCAUCAGCUACUUCGACUGGCGAUGAAUCUGAUACUUCCAUGGCUCUUUCUGAUUCGCAAAAGAAGGCACUUUAUGAUGCUAUUGACUAUGAUGAGUCCCAAGAGAUAUCUAAUGCAAUUUCAAUACCAAGAGAUAGGGUUAAAAUAGAGUUGCUAGCUACCUUAAAGAAAGGUGGUAUUUCCAUUAGAAGUGCCAAAAAUGAACCAAAUUUGGCUGAAAUUGUAUUUGAAGGUUGUACUACUCAAGUCUACCAAAGACCAGAUUCGUUUUUGGCUAAUUUUCAAUUACAAGAAUUUAGGGUUGAAGACGGAACUCAGACCACAUUAUAUAAACAUAUUGUAAGCGUCAAGCAAUCACAUAGUCAUAUUCACAGCGCAAAAGACGAGGAGAAAGGCGAAUUGCAAGAAAAAGAAAAUGGUAAGAAUGAUCCAUUCUUUAAGAUAUCUUUUGAAAACAAUCCAUUAGAUGGAAGUGCAGAUUCUAUCCUCUUAGGUAAACUUAAGUCCAUGACAAUAUUUUACAACCCUCACUUCAUUGAGGAGGUUGUCAGGUUUUUCACUCCUCCUAAGAUUCAUCUUGACACAAUUGGAGCGAUUAUGAAUGCUGCAGAAGAAACCAUGGAGGGACUCUCUGCUCAAACCAGGUUAGCAUUGCAGUACGCUUUGGAAGAACAUAAAACUAUCAAUGUUAAGUUGGAUUUACAAGCUCCGUUGGUUUUCUUGCCACUCGAUCCACAAGACUGGAAGUCGCCUGUUGCAAUUCUAGAUGCUGGACAUAUUAGUGUGGUAAGUGACUUAGUAGAUAAAAAAGAAAUCGAAGAGUUCAAAAGUAAAGACAAUUACUCAGAAAAAGAUUGGAACCAGUUGAAUACGUUAAUGUACGAUCAAUUCAAUAUACAUUUGCAGGAUGCACAAUUUUUGGUUGGUCCUGAUAUCAAGACUACCACUGAACAACUCCAUGUUGAAACAGAUGAAGAAGGUAAUAGGUCUGCACUUAUACUUGACAAAUUGAACAUAAAAUUGACCUUAGGCAUUUCAAUACUACCAGACGCCUACAACUUAGCUAAGUUUAAGAUUGGUGGGGAGGUACCCAAUAUAAAGCUCACCUUGAAUGACUUUCAAUAUAAAACAAUAAUGAAGUUGAUUGAUAACGCCAUUCCUAAUUUGGAUGACUCUGCAAGUACUAAUGAAAGUGUACUCUUUGAUGCCUACGGGCAAUACAAAGAAGCAAAAAUUGAAGAAUUUGAUAGUGAUGGAAUGAGCAGUAAAACUAAGAAAGCUGAACUUUCUGCGGCUGCACUUGAACAACACAUUUUUGAGUUCGAUUUUUCUGUUGACUUGGUUAAUGUGUCACUUCUCCGUUGUAUUGAUGGUAUUUCACUUGAAGAGGAGCCAUUAGUUGAUUUAGUUGGUGAUCAUUUAAAACUAUUCUUUUUCAAGACAGAAAAUGACUUGAAGCUUGAGUUAACUUUGGAAGACAUAAAUCUUAUUGAUAAUAUUGAAAAAUCAGGAAUCCCAGAGUUUGACAAGUUAGUGUCUUCAAAUAAUUUUGACCAACUGGAUGAUUUUACGAAUAAGCGCCAGCUCUUCAAAGUUGAUUACGCACGAACUUUGAGGGUUGUAGAAUUCAAUAAAAAGAGUAUUGAAGUGUUUGAUCAAGACAUCGACUUAAGUAUAGCAACUGUUAAAUUUGUUAUUUCUCGAAAGUCACUAUUGAGCUUGCUUAAUUUUGUUUUAAAUACUUUUGUCGACCCAGAUGCUCCAGAAACUCCUGCAGAUCAGCUUAAGCAUAAUGAUCCUAGCAAUGAUGAGACAUCACCUGCUAAGAUAAAUGUGAAUGUUAAUAUGGAUAGUAUUAUUCUUGUCCUUAAUGAAGAUGGAUUAAAGUUGGCGACUUUAGAACUUCUGACUGCAAACAUUUUUGUAUUGGUAUUGCCUGAGGAGUUGGAAGUCAGCGGUAAGUUAGGUGCGCUUAGCUUGCACGAUGAAGUAAAUAGUGGCUCUCCUAGAGAUUCUAUCUUAAGGAAUCUUAUUUCAAUUGAAGGAGAGGAGAAGAGCUUGGCUCAGUUUUCUUACAAGACAUUUGACGCAGCCAACAAUUCUAAUCCUUUCCAUACGGAAAUUGAGUUCAAAACGGGUUCUCUAAGAGUGAAUUUUGUCGAAGAUUCUUUCAGCAAAAUAUUUAACUAUGCAAGUCAAUUCCAAAGGAUGAAAGAAAUUUAUGAUGGUGCAAGAGAAGCAGCCAUCAAUCAAGCUAGUCAAAUUGUUGAUGCUAAUAGAAUCAAAUUUGAUAUUCUAGUUAAUGCGCCUACGAUUGUCUUUCCUAAGUUAGUUGAAGGUGAGAGUGACAAGUACGAUCAAUUGACUGCUAAAUUAGGAGAAUUGUACGCUAACAAUUCAUUUGUCGAUGAAAAUGUAAAUGGAUUACAAAAUUUACUCUCUAUGGGAAUUAGAAAUAUUAGCGUAUCUUCUAUAUUCCAUUUUAGGGACUAUAAUAUUGAUGAUACCUUAAUAGUACAAUCAUCUGAUAUCGUGGAAGAUUUGGAUAUUUCCUUUAAUGGAAAGUACCUGGAACAGUACCUUAAGGGACGCCCAACCUUGAUUGUGGAUGGUAAUAUGCCAGAAGUUGAUUUAAAACUAACAGAAUUACAAUUGAAAUACUUGAUGAGUCUUUCAGAUCUGGUUUCUCGUGUAUUAGAUACCUCCGAAGUAGUGAAUGAUGACUUGGAAGAUAUUGAACUAGAUGCACUAAAUGCAAAUAAGGUGAUGGCACAUAACACAGAUAUCAAGGAAAAGUCAAAAAAAUCAGAUGUCAUUCGUGAUAUUAGUAAGAAUAGUAACAAUUCUGAGGAUUUGGAUAUACCGAAAGAUCAUAGUAAAGUGGAUUUCAGUUUCAAGGUUCCCAGUCUCUCUUUAGUUUUGUACAAUAACACUUCUGCUGCAUCUUCAAUUAUUGGCAAACAGUUAACCUCCUUUACUCUUAAUGGAUUGACAGUCCUGUUCAACAUGAAAGAGGAUACUCACUUUUCAUCCGACCUCUUCAUGCAUUCAUUUGUUGUGAAAGAUAUAAGAGAAGGCUCUGCUAAUAAAUUCAGAGAAAUAAUUCCACUACUCAAGCAUGAUCAAAACCAAUUUGCAUUUUCUGCUACGUCAGAUGGAGCAGCUGAUAACAAGAACAUGACUCUCAUGUUAUCUGUUGAUAGUCCACAAAUGAUUUUAGCUAUGGAUUACAUCUUUGAACUUCAAACCUUUGUGGAGUCUGGAUUACCAGAUGAGAAGCCAAAUAUUGGCUUUGUUGAGGAUGAAGAAGAUGAUGAAGAUGAUGAAGAUGAUGGCGAUGAUGGUAAGGAAGAUCUAAAAUUGGAUAUCAGUAAGAAAACAUCCAAUUCUAGUUCGAGCAGUGAUAGUGAAGAAGAAUCAUCCCUAUCCAGGAUUGGCUUUUCAAUCAACAUUACUUCUCCCUCUGUCAUUCUCCUUGCUGAUUCAAGUAAAACUGAUACCGAAGCAGUAGUUUUUAAGAUUGAACAAAUUUUAUUGACUUCUCAAAAUAUCAUUUCUCUCGCAUCUAACAAUAUAGGCUUAUUCCUUUGUCAGAUGGAUGACAUAGAGACCAAAAGAUUGAGAAUCAUUGAUGAUUUUUCUAUAUCUUUUGCUUAUGAUUCAAGAGGAUCCACUGACACAAGUUUCCUUACGAGUAUUCAGGCUUCAGUUGAUCCCUUGUUGGUCAGAGUAUCGUUAAGGGAUAUAAGACUCGCUUUGACAAUAUUCAAUAAUGCCUCCGAACUUUACACGGCAGCACAAGCUAAGAAUAAGAGUUUGCCGAAUCAGUCUAAUGACGACAACGAGAAUAACUUUCUGGAUGACUUCAAGAAAAGAUUAUCUCAUUAUGCUCCGACUAUAGUUUCAAACUUUUCUACAUCAAAGAGCCAGUCCAACUUGCAAAAGGCAACAGCAGCAUCCUCUGAUGCUGUCAUAAUUAAAGGAGAGGAAUUGAAUGUCUCUAUAGGAGGUUUGAGGUUUGUUCUCAUUGGUGAUGUUCACGAAUUGCCGGUUCUUGAUAUGAAUGUUAAACCGUUCGAUAUUAAAGCUAUCAACUGGUCAACGGAUCUCAGCUCUGAAACUCACUUUGAACCCUACGUGAACAUUUAUAACUAUGCUAGAUCAUCAUGGGAACCAUUAGUUGAACCAUGGCCCAUUGCCAUAUAUGCUAGCAGAGUCUUAUUACCUACUGCAAGUAUUAUGGUAGAUGUGAUUUCAAGAAAAUUGACUGAAAUCACUGUCUCUUCUCGUUCAAUCGCACUAUUAUCGCAAGUUAUGUCAUUAAUUACUACUGAUGAAAAGAUCAAACCUAGGGGUGAAGACAGUCCAUAUAGAAUUACUAAUCAAACUGGUUACAAGGUUAAAGUAUGGAACGACAAGUCAUCGGAUCGAAAAGUAGAAAAAGAAAUAGAUGAUGGAAAUCUGAUCCCAUGGGAAUUUGAGGAUUGGAAAGAAGUUCGUGAAAAUUUAGAUACAGACAAAAAGCAAGGAAGCCUUGGUUUGGAAUUAUUGGAUCUGCCCUAUGAUGUAAUUGAUGGAAUUUCAGCUACAGGUGAAGGGGAAGAACUCUUUGUAUUGAAUCCUCCAAUUGAUGGAAUUCACAGUAGAUUGAGUUUCGAAGUGAUUUUAGGGGAAGAUAACGUGAAGACAAUAACUUUAAGGUCAACUAUACUCGUUCAAAAUGAUGCUGAAAAUGCUGUUGACAUCCAAGUGGCAUAUUCUGACCGUUUGAUCAAUUUAACUAUUCAACCUGAUGAAUCGAAGUCUCUACCCAUUGAUAGUGUCUACAAUGGGACUUACAAAAUCAAACCAGUUACUGAUGUUUCCUACUCCUGGUGUGAACAGUCACUUGAUUGGAAGACAUUAAUGAAAGCUAGGAAAGGGAAUGAAUCAGGUGGUGGUAUUCCUAUAAAAUGUAAUGCCUCCUCUAAUUCAGAUAAUUCUUCGUAUUAUUAUCAAGUAGAAGCUGUUUUCGAUUCAGAAGAGCCACUAGCAAAGAUAUAUCCUCAUAUGAAGAUUAUUAUCUCUGCGCCCGUUGAAGUUGAAAAUUUACUUCCAUUUGACCUUGACUAUAGAUUAUAUGACAAGUCAUCAAGAAAAGACUGGAGUGGUACUAUCGCAAAAGGGGUCAAAACAUUUAUUCAUGUUUCUUCUUUGAAAUCACUAUUACUACUUAGUGUUGAGCCAAAAGAUUGUGGAUAUUUGAAAUCCGAGUUUGCUAUUAUAAAUGCGCCUCGUGAGAGCGAGUUCAAAAGAGAAACAGUGAUGUCAACUAGACAUGAGACUAAUGGGCAAAAACUCAGAUUCAAAAUUCAUUACUUGAAGAAAAAGAAUCACAGUACUAGUUUAAAAGUGGUUAUCUAUUCUCCAUAUGUAAUAUUGAAUAAAACUGGGCAAAACUUGACUAUAAAUGAAAGGGGAAAUUAUUUAUACAGUAAAUCUAAUCCACAACUUACUGUUCCCUCGAUGUUUUCUUUUGAGAAAGAUGAUGACAGAAGAAAUAGAGCGUUAAUUAAAAUUGGAGACUCUGCUUGGACCACUCCGCUAAGCUUUGAUGCUAUUGGUCAAAACAUUGCAGCCAAGGCUCAAUUAAAUGGCAGACAAGCUGAAAUGAAUGUUGGUAUAACAGUCAAUGAGGGAGAGGGCAAAUACAAUUUAACCAAGGUUGUAACUAUUGCUCCACGUUAUAUAUUUAGGAAUAAUUUGGAUGAUGACUUACAAAUUGUUGAAAAUGGAUCAACAAAGCCAAUAGUUGUUAAAUCAGGAGGUACUAUCCAAACCCUCUAUGCGUUGCGGAAGAUUGACCAAAAAUCUCUUUUGAUCAAAUUCAAUCACUCUUCCAAACCUUGGUCUGCUCCAUUUUCAAUUGACGAUGUUGGACAAAUUUUUAUAAAGCUUUAUAAGGAUGGAGUUGGUCAAGUCUUACUCAAGGUUAAUACUAUCAUUGAAAAUGCUACUAUUUUUAUUUCUGUUGAAAAUGCGAAUAACAACUGGCCUUUCUCCAUUAGAAACUUUUCAGACAGUGAAUUUUAUGUUUAUCAGGGAGACCCAAACGUGAAUGAAAAUGGAGAUGUUGUCAGGCAUGAUUCACCUUCAUUUAAGCCAAUAUUCUAUAAGAUACCAGCGAAAAGUGUCAUGCCUUACGCAUAUGAUUAUCCAAAUGCUGUGAUUAAAGAACUAUAUAUUAGAUCUCAUGACAGAGAAAGAAGUGUGAACUUGGCGGAGAUUGGAAAUCUCAGACCGUUUAGGUUACCGCCAAGAAGCCAAGAUGAGAAAGAGACUAUUGUAGACUUGAAUGUUGUUGCAGAUGGUCCGACACAAUCAUUAAUAAUUUCUAAUUAUGAUCCAUCCGUUAGUUUGUAUAAGUUGAAGAAUACAUCUGACUCUGCAAGUAUGACUUCAUUAUCUACAAAUGCAACUGGUGAAAGUGGAUUUGAGGCAACUGAGAAAGAUGAGUAUCACACAAAAAUUAUUACUAAAUUUGAGGGUUUCGGUAUAUCUCUUAUCAAUACUCGUGGCCAAGAGUUAUGUUACAUAACGUUAAGGGGACUUGAAAUCAGAUACAAUGAAUCACAACUCUAUCAAAAUUUGAGUGUUAAAUUGAAAUGGAUUCAGAUUGAUAAUCAAUUGUAUGGUGGAAUUUUCCCAAUUAUCUUGUACCCAAGUGUUAUUCCAAAAUCAGGUAAGGAAAUGAAUAACCACCCAUCAUUUUCAGCAUCGAUAUGUAAAGUAAAAGAUGAUAGUCAUGGUGUUUUAUUUAUUAAAUACGCUACAGUAUUAUUGCAAGAAAUGACAAUUGAAAUAGACGAGGACUUUUUAUUUGCACUACUUGAUUUCACUAAAUUUCCUGGUGCAACCUGGAAUAAGCGACAAGUUGAUGUACUCUGUGACGAUAAUUUGGAUAUUCCAGAACCGAGAGCUUUGGAUGAAAGUAGCGACAUAUAUUUUGAAGCACUUCAUUUGCAGCCGACAAUGGCCAAUUUGUCCUUUGUUCGUACAGAAAGAAUUAAUGCCGAAGACAAACAGACCUCCCAAAAUACAUUAAUGUUCUUCUUCAACGUAUUAACUAUGGCAAUUGGAAACAUUAACGAUGCUCCUAUUAAAUUAAAUGCAUUGUUCAUUGAGAAUAUAAGAGUUCCUAUACCUAUUUUGGUUGAAUCCAUUCAAACACAUUAUGGCCAAGCUUUCUUUUAUCAGUUGCAUAAGAUAUUGGGAUCAGCAGAUUUCCUUGGUAACCCAGUUGGUUUAUUUAAUAACAUCAGUUCUGGGGUACUCGAUAUAUUCUACGAGCCAUAUCAGGGUUUCAUCAUUAAUGAUAGGCCUCAGGAAUUGGGAAUUGGUAUUGCAAAAGGUGGUUUAAGUUUCUUGAAGAAAUCUAUAUUCGGAUUUUCAGAUUCAUUCGCUAAAUUCACGGGCUCAGUUGCUAAAGGGUUGUCGGUCGUGACUUUAGAUAAAAGAUUUCAAGAAAGGAGAAGAUUGAAUCAACGUAGAAACAAACCAAAGCAUGCGUUGUAUGGUUUGGCUCUGGGUGCAAAUUCAUUCUUUGAAUCAAUUUCGUCAGGUGUAACUGGAAUUGCUACUGCUCCCAUUGAAGGUGCAUCUGAAGGAGGAGCCGCUGGUUUCUUCAAAGGUUUAGGAAAAGGUGUCGUUGGGUUACCUACUAAAACUGCUAUUGGAUUCUUUGACCUUGCUUCUAAUGUUAGUGAGGGUAUCAGGAAUACGACUACUGUUUUUGAUGCUGAAGGCUUGGAUAAAGUUCGUUUACCAAGGUACAUCUCUGCUUAUGAUCACAUUAUAAGACCCUUUUCUCAAAGAGAGGCACAGGGUCAAUUUUGGUUAAAUGCAGUAGAUGGUGGAGAGUAUUUCAAUGAAAAAUAUCUCGCUCAUUUGUUGUUACCAGGAGAAGAAAAAUGUAUCUUAAUAACUUUCAAGAAGAUAUUUUUGUUUCAAGUCAAUUCUUUAAAAUCUACGUGGGUGAUCAACUUUGAGAAUAUUAAGUCAAUUUCAAUAGAACCAACAGGUAUUAACAUUGGAUUGAAAAACAAGAAAGAGGGUCCUUUCAUUCCUAUCCCUGAGAAAAACGCUAGGUCAUUUUUGUAUGGUAAAAUCAGAAUUGCUGUUCAAGAGUUCAAUAAGCAUUGCCAAUUUGUGUUGUGA
This is a messenger RNA of Dujonia railenensis, 9522 nucleotides long. The record is from the annotation of a GenBank genome assembly. NCBI's taxonomy places the organism in Eukaryota, Fungi, Ascomycota, Pichiomycetes, Serinales, Debaryomycetaceae.